This is a messenger RNA of Myotis brandtii (Brandt's bat), 1629 nucleotides long. It is a transcript of the gene CA11, whose product is annotated as carbonic anhydrase XI. Gene Ontology annotation, molecular function: zinc ion binding; carbonate dehydratase activity. The coding region runs from base 207 to 1526 and encodes 439 amino acids. The record is from RefSeq and is a predicted model, not a curated record. The transcript has 9 exons. NCBI's taxonomy places the organism in Eukaryota, Metazoa, Chordata, Mammalia, Chiroptera, Vespertilionidae.
AAGGGACAAGAGAGAAGAGAGAGACAGAGAAACAGAAGAGGCAGGAGAGGAGGAGGAGGGAGAGAGAGAAGCUUGCAGGGGGGAGAGAGGAGGUGAAGAGGGAGCGAAGGGAAGAGGAGGCAGGAGCAGAGAAGGGGAGAGGGAGGAGGAGGAGGAGGAGGAGGAGGAGGAUGGGGACAUGGAGUUAGGUGGCCUGGGGGAGCUUCAUGAAAAGAGCCAAGAGGGGGUGUGGAUUAGCAACCGAGAGGCAACCUCGGGGAGAAGCAGAAGGCAGAGAGAGGGGUAGAGAGAUCAGGAGGCAGCGGGAGACUGGCGGGCUGGGGGAAGGCGAGGAAGGAGGAGAGACACCGAGGGGAGGAGAGGAGUGGGUUGGGGGACCUCCGUCCCUGGCUGGCUUGGCAUUUGGGGGGUCCGGGACUCCCUGUGGGGAGAAGAGGAAGGCUGGAAGUCCUGGAGGGACAGGGUCCCGCCGUGAAGAGAGGGAAGAGCCGAGAGAGGGGCCGGGCGCUGGGAAGGGGUCGCCCAGAGGCCUCCCGGGGAUGGGCGGUGCAGCCAGUCUGAGCGCCCCUCGAGCGCUGGUACUCUGGGCUGCACUGGGGGCGGCAGCUCACAUCGGACCCGCACCUGACCCCGCGGACUGGUGGAGCUACAAGGAGAAUCUCCAGGGAAACUUCGUGCCAGGGCCUCCCUUCUGGGGCCUGGUGAACGCAGCCUGGAGUCUGUGUGCAGUGGGGAAGCGGCAGAGCCCCGUGGAUGUGGAGCUGAAGAGGGUUCUUUAUGACCCCUUCCUGCCCCCACUGAGGCUCAGCACCGGGGGAGAGAAGCUCCGGGGAACCCUGUACAACACCGGUCGCCACGUGUCCUUCCUGCCUGCACCCCGGCCCGUGGUCAAUGUGUCUGGGGGUCCCCUCCUUUAUAGCCACCGACUCAGUGAACUGCGGCUGCUAUUUGGAGCACGUGAUGGAGCAGGCUCUGAACACCAGAUCAACCACCAGGGCUUCUCUGCUGAGGUGCAGCUCAUCCACUUCAACCAAGAACUUUAUGGGAACCUCAGUGCUGCCUCCCGGGGCCCCAAUGGCUUGGCCAUUCUCAGCCUCUUUGUCAAUGUGGCUGGCAGCUCAAACCCAUUCCUCAGCCGCCUCCUUAACCGUGAUACCAUCACCCGAAUCUCCUACAAGAAUGAUGCCUACUUUCUCCAAGACCUGAGCCUGGAGCUCCUGUUCCCGGAAUCCUUCGGCUUCAUCACCUAUCAGGGCUCUCUCAGCACCCCACCCUGCUCCGAGACUGUCACCUGGAUCCUCAUUGACCGGGUCUUGAAUAUCACGUCCCUCCAGAUGCACUCCCUGAGACUCCUGAGCCAGAAUCCUCCAUCCCAGAUCUUCCAGAGCCUCAGCGGUAACGGCCGGCCCCUGCAGCCCUUGGCCCAUAGGGCCUUGAGGGGCAACAGGGACCCCCGGCACCCCGAGAGGCGCUGCCGAGGCCCCAACUACCGCCUGCAUGUGGAUGGUGCCCCCCACGGUCGCUGAGGCUCCCCACCGAGGAUUGCGCCUGCCCUUCCCAACCCUACCCAAGAAGGGAGGGGAGUCACCCCCAAAACAAAGCUAUUAAAGGGACAGAAUACUUCCUGUU